Tribolium madens (black flour beetle) is the source of this 1699-nucleotide messenger RNA. RefSeq names its product calcitonin gene-related peptide type 1 receptor (gene Dh31-R). The coding region runs from base 256 to 1503 and encodes 415 amino acids. The record is from RefSeq and is a predicted model, not a curated record. Gene Ontology annotation, biological process: cell surface receptor signaling pathway; adenylate cyclase-modulating G protein-coupled receptor signaling pathway. NCBI's taxonomy places the organism in Eukaryota, Metazoa, Arthropoda, Insecta, Coleoptera, Tenebrionidae. Gene Ontology annotation, molecular function: G protein-coupled peptide receptor activity. The transcript is spliced from 12 exons. Gene Ontology annotation, cellular component: plasma membrane.
UUCCGCGUUUUCAUGCUGAACGCAAGGAUCCGGACUCCUGAAACUGAAAAUUCCGAAUAAAGUUGGGGCGCGUUUACAAAAAUUUUAAAAAAUGUUUUAAGAUAAUGUCUGUUAUGAGGGUCACUACCUUUUACAUCCCCGGGAUAACCCUGUAAUGGCAGAAAAAUAAUGAACUUCGCAUCUAUAAAAACCGAUCAGUUAAUUAAACGCGCUAGUGGUUUCAGUGAUUGAUACGAAAAAUAAAAAGUGAACAAUAUGGCAGUUGAUUUUUCGCCUGAGGACUUAAAAGUGAUAGAGACGAGGCAAUUUCAGUGCGACGAAAUUAUAAAUAAAUCGAGUAACAUUUUGGGGCUUUUUGGGCCUUACUGUCCAGGCAGAUUUGAUGGGUGGUCCUGUUGGCCUAGCACUCCUGCAGGAGAAAUAGCCAAUCAAUCCUGUCCAGCUAUAAUGAACUACGAUCCCAAUCGACUCGUCUUUUACAAAUGCGAGGAAGACGGCACAUGGAUCUUUAAUGAAAAAUUUAAUAAAAGUUGGGUAAAUUACACCACCUGUAUUAACAUCGAAGAUUUUGAAUUUCGUCAACAGAUUAUAUUGAUAUACUGUGUGGGAUACGGAGUGUCUCUGGUGGCUCUUCUCGUGUCACUUGCCCUACUCACUUACUUCAAAUCAUUAAGGUGUGCCCGGAUUACAGUCCACAUGAAUUUAUUCUCCUCAUUCGCAAUGAACAACUUUUUGUGGCUGUUGUGGUACAGUCUGGUGGUUAACGACCAGGACGUCCUCUCCGAAAACAAGUUAUGGUGUCGAGUCCUUCACGUCGUACUCUUCACCUUUCUCAUUUCAAAUUAUUCAUGGAUGUUGUGCGAAGGCAUCUAUCUCCACACCGUGCUGGUAUCUGCUUUUAUAUCAGAAAGGCGUCUUCUGCGUUGUAUGUUAGCAUUAGGUUGGGGCAUACCUCUCUUGACAACCUCCAUUUAUGCUCCUGUGAGGAGCGUCUUGGGAGAAAAUGUAGACGAGCUGGGGAGAUGCUGGAUUCAAGACGGCCGCUUUAACAAAAUCCUGAUGGUUCCGGUGGUCAUUACCGUAUUUCUCAACGUGAUAUUUCUGGUCAACAUUGUCAGAGUUCUCCUAAUCAAGUUAAGAAAGGGACCGGCUAAUGGCGGAUCGGGAUCAGGAGCAUCCAGAACAUCUCUCCAAGCUCUCAGAGCUACAAUGUUGCUGGUGCCACUGCUGGGCCUGAAUUUCCUUUUAACCCCGUUUAGGCCGGAGGCUAACCACCCCUGGGAGUAUGUUUAUGAAGUUGUUUCAGCGAUGACUGCGUCUUUACAGGGUCUUUGUGUGGCUAUCCUGUUUUGCUUCUGUAAUGGGGAGGUUAUAGCCCAAGUUAAAAGGAAAUGGCGUACCAUUAUGUUCCGACCGAGGGCAAAUUCGUGCACAGUCACCACCGUAUCGGUACGUAAGUUCGUUCGCUCAUCGUAUCCUGCAAAUGGAGAGGAAAAGGUAUGACUGGGCGCUAUUGGCCGUCGAGCCUCGAACUGGAUGGCUGCCAGAAGAGCUUCAACUGUAAUCGUCCGCAAUAUAGGCGAAACAACUGCUCAGUGUGUUUGAAAAUGAUGAUAGUGGGUUCAAUAGUACUAGAAAGUUAGGUUUUGGUACUGUUUACUAUGAAUGUAAAAUGUGGUUGUAGAAGAAUAUAAAUGUU